This is a messenger RNA of Arctia plantaginis, 330 nucleotides long. The record is from the annotation of a GenBank genome assembly. Lineage: Eukaryota; Metazoa; Arthropoda; Insecta; Lepidoptera; Erebidae.
AUGGUAAAUUGCGACACACCAAUGCAAGUAAUUGACAAAUUGGAUAAAUUGUACUUGUGUAAAUCUGAGUCUAAACAGCUAUUAAUUGAAAAACAGUUAAGCGGUCUGAAAUAUGCAGAUGGUGAAGAUCCUGAACAGUUCUUUGAAAAAUAUGAAAGAAAAGUCAUUGAAUUGCAUCAUGCUGGUGGUGAUACCAGUAGAAGAAGGAAAUUAAGAUAUUUAAUUAUGUGUUUACCUGGUAGUUGUCAUAUUAUUGAAACUAUUGAUAUAUUACCAGAAAAAGAGAGAACUGUUGAUUAUGUCCGUCAGAAAUUGAUAGAAAGAAUAUAG